Mugil cephalus (flathead mullet) is the source of this 1510-nucleotide messenger RNA. RefSeq lists its product as uncharacterized. The record is from RefSeq and is a predicted model, not a curated record. NCBI's taxonomy places the organism in Eukaryota, Metazoa, Chordata, Actinopteri, Mugiliformes, Mugilidae. The transcript is spliced from 5 exons. The coding region runs from base 231 to 878 and encodes 215 amino acids.
CGCAGGUGAGCGCUUUACGUGCCGUGAUGUCAUGGAAGGGAAACGAGGAUCUUGUUUUCCUUCCUCCAUUUAGCGUACGUGCGGUUCCGUCUGGGAAUGAUCGACCAAUGAGACCUGAUGGAGAAAUCUCUGAGUCUAACUUUUGCAACGAAUGACAAAGACUCCUGAAGUGCUGAAGCAACGGGUGCAGACAAGCAUAUUCGUGUAUCCACAAAACUUGGGCUGGUGAGAUGGAGGACGCAUACAAUGAACUAUACCAGCAGUUUCUUUGCCUGAGGUCACUUUGCUUGAAACAGGCAGCUCUGUUGCAUCAACUCACAUCAGCUCUGCAGAAACAAGGUGUGUCUGUUCCUAAUGGAGAAUUGAGCAGUUUGAUGUCGAUUCCUGUCCAGUGUACCCAGGAAAUCCCUGUGUAUCUCCAUGAAAAGCCUCAACCACUAACGGCUGAAACACGAAACCCUGUAGCACAGUCUGGCAUUGAUCGCCUUUCCAGAAAUGUGGGAACUGUCUCUGAAUUCCUUUCUGAAGAUAUGUCCAAGCUCUGUAUGGAUAUAUCCUGUCAGAGAAAGGAGGAUGUGAAGGUGGAGCAAAAACCCCAAUUCUUGACUGCCAUGGACGCCUCAAGGUGCCAUGGAGCAUCUCCCUGUGAACAAAGACAUCCAGGACAAAGUCAUCUUGGUGGACACAGGACUCAUUACAGAAUGCCUGUGACAGACAGACUCUCCCUGGGUGGUGACAUCUUCUGCCAGUCGAGCGGGGCGCUGAUGUCGGACGUGGCGCUGCAGUCACAUGUUUGUGACUUCUGCCAGGCGGUUUUCCCUGGUCACACAACCACAAGAGGAGAGUUCCUACGACACCUCGACACCCACGUCACCUAGACUGACCUUCUGGAAAUCGGCCCGUUCUGUUUGGUUGUGGAUGAACUGUUCAGAUACUGAUGCUGACAUAAUCACUCAUAUGAGGUAUAAUGAAGAAACUGGUGUAUUUAUAUGUGAAAAUAUUUUUUUGUUAUUUUAACAGCUCAGUUCACCAACUGAAGAGGAAAUCAUAUUUGUGUCACUCCCACCCAUGGUACUAGUGUCUAGCCGUGGUCUUGUCUGGGUUAUGAGGGUGGAUGCAUUUUCAGUUUGUGUUGAUCAGAGCAGUAAAACAACAGCAUGUCUUUGCAGAUUUAGUUUGUUUUCAGUUCCAUUGUUCAGUCCAUGACUAUAUCUGUUUUUAAUAGGGGUUUAAUGUAGUUCCAUUCAAAUUACUGAAAUUAAAGUGCAUAUCGUAAAGAUAAUAUUUAUAAUUUCAACCUGCAAGGAAAGUGUCUCGUUCACAUACACUGAUCCCUCUCAGGUAUUUUAAUACAGCCAGUAGACACACAGACACAGUGGAAUGAUUUAUUUAAUAAACAAGGUGAUGUCAUGUCAUAAUUCAGUCUACUGUUCUGUCUUCUAAUCUGACACUUCAAACUUGCUUGUCGUUGUUGUUCUCGUUGUUGCAAGUAAAGGGAACAAAAAUCUUC